Schistocerca nitens (vagrant locust) is the source of this 3207-nucleotide messenger RNA. Its product is annotated as 2-oxoglutarate dehydrogenase-like, mitochondrial. Gene Ontology annotation, biological process: tricarboxylic acid cycle. Lineage: Eukaryota; Metazoa; Arthropoda; Insecta; Orthoptera; Acrididae. Gene Ontology annotation, cellular component: mitochondrion; oxoglutarate dehydrogenase complex. The transcript has 17 exons. Bases 1 to 3171 code for a protein of 1056 amino acids. Gene Ontology annotation, molecular function: thiamine pyrophosphate binding; oxoglutarate dehydrogenase (succinyl-transferring) activity. The record is from RefSeq and is a predicted model, not a curated record.
AUGCAGGAACCACUGCCGGAACCUGUGUCUUCUGGAAAUGGAAUGGACGCCUUCCCUGCUCAUGCAGCUUCCGCCAAAUCGCUGAGUGCGAGCUACGCAUUACGUGUGCCACAGCGCGGGGUGCUCCCGGAUGGGUCUGCGUCGAACCUCUCUAGCAGUUCUCUGUACAUCAUGAAGCUGGUGCGGGAGUACCUGGAGGCGGAGGGUGGCGCGGCGCCGCGCAGCCCGUAUGCCGCCGAGGAGGAGGUGGGCGUGGCGCGCCGGCGCCUGCCGCCGCCACCGUCCCCGCCGCCACCCAGGAGGCUGGCGGCCGCGUCGUCGACGAUGAGGCAGCCGCUGCUGGCCACGUCGCGCGACCACUCGCUGCUGCAGGCGCUGGUGCGCUCCUACCAGGCCCGCGGACACCUCGCCGCGCGCAUCGACCCGCUCGGCGUGUGGUUCUCUGGCUCCUCGGACAGCGCGGCCGUGGGGGCGGAGCGCUGGCGGCGGCUGCUGCCUCCGGACGCAGACCUGGACACGAUCUACUGCCUGCCCGAGACCACGUUCGUGGGCGGCGGCGAGACCGACCGCCUGCCGCUGCGCGAGAUCAUUGCCCGGCUCGAGCUUGACGAGUUAAUGGAGCGUUUCGGGGGUGUCGAGAUAGUGUCGACACUUAGCUUAUUAGUGAUACCAGAAAAGAAAGCGUCGGUCGCUGCAACUUGGCGUUGCGUGUGCCGGCAGGCGGCUUACUGCGGGCCGGUGGGCGCCGAGUACCAGCUGACCGACUCGUUCGAGCAACGACAGUGGCUGCGCCAGCAGCUGGAGCCGCCGCAGAACGCGCUGCUGUCGGCCGCCGUGCGCAGGCGCGCGCUCGACAAGCUGAUCGCGGCGCACGCCUUCGAGAACUUCCUGUCCGCCAACUGGGGCAGCGUUCGCAGAUUCGGCAUCGAAGGGUGCGAGGUGCUGGUGCCGGCGCUGUGCCAGCUGAUGGAGGGCGCGGCCGCGCUGGGCGUCGACACGUUCCAGCUGGGCAUGGCGCACCGCGGCCGCCUCAACGUCAUGGCCAACGUGUGCCGCGCGCCGCUCCACAAGCUCUUCGCGCUCUUCGUCAGCCUGCCGUUCGCCGACAGCGGCUCUGGCGACAUCAAGUACCACCUGGGCACGCACCAGCAGUUCGAGAGCGGCAGCACCGGCCGCCCGAUCCGCGUCGCGCUGCUGGCCAACCCUUCGCACCUGGAGGCGGUCUGCGCCGUCGUCAUGGGCCGCACGCGCGCGCUGCAGCUAUAUAGAAAAAAUUGGCGGGCAGUGCAGGUGAUGUCGAUCCUGGUACACGGCGACGCGGCGCUGGCGGGGCAGGGCGUGGCGUACGAGUGCGCGCAGCUGUCGCGGCUGCCGGCUUACGGCGUGGGCGGCACGGUGCACGUGGUGCUCAACAACCAGGCGGGCUUCACGGCGGAGCCCACCGCGUCGCGCUCCUCGCGCUACUGCACCGACGUGUUCCGCGUGACGGGCGCGCCCGUGCUGCACGUCAACGCAGACAGCCCGGACGCCGUGGUACGCUGCUGCCGCAUCGCCGCCGCCUUCCGGCACAAGUUCGCCAGGGACAUCGUCGUCGACGUCGUCUCGUACCGCCGCCACGGACACUCCGAGCACGACGACCCGUCCGUCACGCAGCCGCACAGGUACAAAAUGAUCCGAAAAAAGGCUCCAGUGACCGAAUACUAUCAAGAAAAAUUAAUUUCAGAAGGUCUGCUAUCCAAAGAGGAAGCUGAAGCAAUCUGGAGCAAAUACGACACACUUUUCAAACAGGAAAUGUCAAGGGCGCAGCGCGAGACGAGCCACCGGCUGCAGGACUGGAGCGACCUGCCGGCGCCGCGCCAGCCGCCCGCGGAGGCGUGUGCGCCGCUCGCCUUCCCCGUGACGGGGCUGCGCGCCGACGUGCUGCAGGCCGUGGCAGAGGCCGUGCUCACGCCGCCCGCCGCCAUGCAGCUCCACACACAGGUACUGCAGAUGCUGUCUUCACGGCUAUCAAAGCUGCGGCAAGGCGUGAUCGACUGGCCGACGGCAGAGAUGCUGGCUGUGGCCACCCUGUUGCGCCAGGGAUUCCCCGUGCGUUUCACGGGCCAGGACGUCGAGACCGGCACCUUUAGCCAAAGGCACUGGAGCAAGCAGUGUGUGGUGCGACAGGUGCUGCACGACCAGCGGGCGGAGGGCCAGCGGCGCACGCCCCUGCGCGAGGUGCCGGGCGCGCGCGCGCAGCUCGAGCUGUCCAACAGCCCCGUGUGCGAGUACGCCGCGCUCGGCUUCGAGGUGGGCUUCGCGUCGGCCAACCCGCGCCAGCUGGUCGUCUGGGAGGCGCAGUUCGGCGACUUCUGCAACCUCGCGCAGCCCGUCAUCGACCAGUUCCUGGCCGCCGGCGAGGCCAAGUGGGGCCGCUCCUGCGGGCUCGUCCUCAUGUGUCCACACGGUCUAGAAGGCGAAGGCCCGGAGCACUCGAGCGCGCGCGUCGAGCGCUUCCUGCAGCUGUGCGCCGACGACGCGCAGCGCGCCAAGGAGCUGGCCAAGCCCGGCGCCUUCCUGCAGCAGCUGCGCGACACCAACCUCCAGGUGGUGUGCUGCUCGUCGCCGGCCAACCUGUUCCACGCGCUGAGGAGGCAGGUCGCCAUGCCGCUACGCAAGCCGCUGGUGCUGCUCACCCACAAGGCGCUGCUACGGCACCCGGACAUGCUCUCUAGCCUCUACGACAUCGCGGAGGAUACGCAGUUUCAGCGGCUUCUACCUGAACGAGACUGCAGCAAGGAACAAGCAGCACUGUUCACCAAGCUGCUGUUCUGCAUGGGAAGAGUUUAUUACGACCUAUGUGAAGAGCGCAAGUUUCAAGGACUGACUGACGCCAUCGCCCUCGCGCGCAUCGAGCAGCUGUGCCCCUUCCCGUACGACCGCGUGCUGGCCGAGGUGCAAAGGUUCCCCAACGCGACCCUCUACUGGGUGCAGCAGGAGCACAAGAAUCAGGGCGCCUGGAGCUACGUGCGCGAGCGGCUCUGCUCUCUGUUGCCUGACCACGAGCUGCAGUACGUGGGGCGGCCGCCGGCCUCUGCGCCCGCCACGGGCUCCUCGUGGAAGCACCACCUGGAGGAGCGCACGCUGCUGGAUCAGGCCAUGCAGCUCGCCACAGAGAAGGCCGCCGAGUGACGUAGGCCGCCGUCGCUGGCUGAAGCAGUUCGGCCG